Messenger RNA from Melanotaenia boesemani (Boeseman's rainbowfish), 1683 nucleotides. RefSeq names its product pheromone-processing carboxypeptidase KEX1-like. Bases 119 to 553 code for a protein of 144 amino acids. The transcript is spliced from 3 exons. NCBI's taxonomy places the organism in Eukaryota, Metazoa, Chordata, Actinopteri, Atheriniformes, Melanotaeniidae. The record is from RefSeq and is a predicted model, not a curated record.
UGGAUUGUCCAGACCUGAUCUGGGGCCAGAAUAUGUUCUUUCAUACAGAGGUGGGAGCCUUGAUCCAGACCACCAGCAUCCAUCUUUCCAGAACCGGGUGGAUCUUCAGGACAGACAGAUGAAGGAUGGAGACGUGUCUCUGAUUCUGAAGAAUCUGACGACUGAUGAUACAGGAACAUAUAAAUGUAGAGUCUUCCAGAGAAGAACAGGCAGCAUGAUUGCAGAGUCCAAGUCCAUCAUCAUCCAUCUGGAAGUUUCUCCUCCAGGUACAACACAGGAUGGAAGGAACCAGGAUGGAGGAGACAAGGAUGGAGGAGACAAGGAUGGAAAGAACCAGGAUGGAGGAGACAAGGAUGGAGGAGACAAGGACGGAGGAGACAAGGUUGGAGGAGACAAGGAUGGAGGAGACAAGGUUGGAGGAGACAAAGAUGAAGGACAUUAUGGACUGAUUGUGGGUCUGUCAGCUGUAGUGAUCGUUGGGAUGAUUGUUGGUUUCUGGAUCUAUAAAAGAGUCCAGAAGAAGGACUGGGCUCCUCUUCCUGAGCUGCUCUGACUCAUCAGAUAAUCAUCCUUACAAUCAUCAUCUUCAUCAAGCAGCAGGUUUAUGAGCAGAGAGGAAGGAGAAAAUGAAAGUACAACAUUUUAUGCGUGAAAGCACCAACAGAUCAGGUCUUAGUUGGACCUAAAGACUCAUUUAUGCUCCUUUUACGUACGUAAAUGGGUUCGUUAGUUUCAAACAUCACUGUCCUCAUGAUGAUCAUUCUCAGAAAGAGAAAUAAAAUAUGCAGUGCAGUAGAUGGAGGGGGUCUGAGAGGACAUUAAAUGCAGCACAGCUUCUUCUUCUUUGUUCCUUUUACUGGCUGCAUAUCAGCUGUACUGCUCAAUGCUGCCCCCUGGUGUCCAGUAGAAGUGCUGUUCUAUCAGGUUACUCAUCCACAAGGAUCCAAAAACGGACCAAAUUAACAUGUAAAAGAUCCAAAGAUGGAUGAAAUGGUUCGUAUCCGUCUUUUACAUAGAGCAUAAAUGAGUCUUUACCCUUCGUUAGGGACUGUUUUGUCCUUUUAUGUCCUUUUUCCUGAACUGUUGGUCAACAUUUUGGUUGUGUUUUCCCAUUUGUUUUUGUGAGAAAGUUUUUCUCUUGAAAAACUUGUGAAUUUCAGUGUCUAUUUUAAUUCAAGGUCAAAAUGACAUCAGGAACAAAUUCAUUAUUCUUCUGGGUCAUCAGAGGACAAAAUGUCCCUUCUGAAAAAACUGUUCUGGAAACGUUACAGAAUUUUUUAUAGUUUUAUUUUCUCCAAAUCUGUCAAUCAAUAAAUCCUAACCAAAGAUCAAAAUACCAAUUUAAAUUCACAUGAUAGUUACUGCCUGAGGAUGAUGAACGCUGUUGUUUUUACAUAUUGAUCCAUGUGUGAUGUUUGUCUCUGGGGUUUGUGGUUGGCAUGAUGGGGGUGGGGGUCGGAUAACAUCUAAGUUAUUCUAAGUUACACCAGAAAGGAGUAACAUUAUGAUGGAGACGUGGAUUUCUUCUUCUGUCCAGCUGUAACGUUUCUGUAGAAAUGUCCAAACAUUUUCUUCUGUAGAUGUUUCAGAGUUUCUUUGUGUUGGUUCAUAACGUUUUUCUGAUCAUGAUGAGUUUCUAACAUGAAUAUUUCCUCACUGACAAAUGAAAAGGUGAUUAUAGAC